AGGCUCCACCUUCCAACAUACAAGAUGGAACCUCGUCACGGGAUCAUGAAAGCUUUCCCCAAAGUUAAAAGAGUCAGAGUGCUGCAAGGAAAGGAUGACCCCCCUUUAAAGAAGAGACCUCUUGAAUGUGAUAUCACAGGAAACACUUUUAACGGUGUCACAGUCUACAUCCUGCCUGCUGGAAUAGGAAAUGCCAGAUGUCAGAUAUUCCAAAGACAAAUUCAGCAGAAUGGAGGACAGACAGCGAGUUCACUGUGUCCCAAUGUCACUCAUGUUGUUGUGGAUGACAACAUGGACAGUGGCAGGGCUCUGCGCUUACUGAAGGUGGACUGCAUGCCCUCUGGAGUCCAACUGGUGAAAUGCACUUGGUUGAGCUUGUGCAUCAGUGAGAAACAAUUGCUGGAUGUAACCAACUACAGCCUCCUAUUACCCAAGAGGGACUCUGAAACACAACAUGAAAAUGUUAAAGAAGACUUGCUGAAUGAUGAACCUGCUGCAGAAUCUUUUGUAGAGCCAGUGUCUGAUCAAAUGAAGCAAGAGGAGACCAUAGACAUGUUUUCUCACUCACAGACAGCUCCAGAAAACAAAGAGGAAGUGCGAGGAGAAGAAGACAACGUCUCUCAAAGUGACCUGGAAGCUCUCAUCACUGGCCAGCACCCAAAGGAGGAGACUCCUGGCCCCAGCCUCGAGCCUGGUCCAAACUCUACUGCUCAGAAGCCGCUCUCAGGGAAGUGGGUCUGCGCCCAGUCUUCUCAGUCCAAAACUAAUAACUUCAACAAGCACAUCACAGACAAACUAGACGUUUUGGCCAAGGCCUACACACACCAGGGAGACAAGUGGAGGGCACUGGGCUACUCCAAAGCUAUAAACGCACUGAAGAGCUACCACAAGCCUGUUACAUCAUAUCAGGAGGCUUGUCUGAUCCCAGGAAUUGGCAAACGCAUGGCUGACAAAAUUGAUGAAAUCAUGGAAAGUGGUCACCUGCGGAAGAUAGAUCACAUUGGAGAAGCUGUGCCAGUACUUGAGCUUUUUACUAACAUCUGGGGCGCAGGAGCUAAAACUGCACAGCUGUGGUAUCAACAGGGAUUUCGCACUUUGGAGGACAUCCGCACGAAAGCCCAUCUGAGCAACACUCAGAAAAUAGGACUCAAGCACUACGACGACUUUCUAGACAGAAUGCCCCGAGAAGAAGCAGCAGCCAUCGAGAAAGUGGUGAGGGACGCUGCCCUGGCUGUAGACCCGGGCCUGGUUGCAAUGGCAUGUGGCUCCUACCGGAGGGGAAAAGCCACAUGUGGAGAUGUUGAUGUACUUAUAUCUCACCCUGAUGGAAAGUCCCACAAGGGCGUUUUCAGCAAGGUGUUGCAGAGCCUCCAUGACAGUGGGUUCCUGACGGAUGACCUGGUGAGCCAUGAGGAGAAUGGAGAUCAGAAGAAAUACAUGGGUGUGUGCUGUUUGCCAGGACCAGGCCACCGCCAUCGCAGGCUGGACGUCAUCGUGGUGCCUUACAACGAGUAUGCCUGUGCCCUCAUGUAUUUUACCGGGUCGGCGCACUUCAACCGCUCAUUGAGAGCCUUGGCAAAGACAAAGUGCAUGAGUUUAUCUGAGCACUCGCUUAACAAAGGUGUGGUGCGUCAAGGUAGCUUGAAGACGUAUAAUGGCACUCCACUUCCUACACCUACAGAGAAGGAGGUUUUUAGUCUUUUAGGCAUACCAUACAGGGAGCCCCUUGAAAGGGACUGGUGAUAAUUUUCCAAUCACCAUCACAAUGUAUUUUAUGGUUUAUGUAAAAAUAAUCAUGAAAUUAAUGAAUGAUGACAGUGGAAACUUCAAAAAUGUGCAAACAGCCAUCUUUAAGGAUGUUUUACAGCUUGACACACCUGUUUGACUUGAAUGUAAUUUUUACUGUACAGAUUAAAUAAGGGGGUUCUCCCAAAUCACAA
Molecule: messenger RNA, 1940 nt
Organism: Scomber japonicus (chub mackerel)
Lineage: Eukaryota; Metazoa; Chordata; Actinopteri; Scombriformes; Scombridae
Gene: poll
Product: polymerase (DNA directed), lambda
Exons: 8
Coding region: 25-1743 (572 amino acids)
Biological process (GO): double-strand break repair via nonhomologous end joining
Cellular component (GO): nucleus
Molecular function (GO): DNA binding; DNA-directed DNA polymerase activity
Source: RefSeq, a predicted model, not a curated record